This is a messenger RNA of Penicillium lagena, 816 nucleotides long. RefSeq names its product class II aldolase/adducin family protein. Lineage: Eukaryota; Fungi; Ascomycota; Eurotiomycetes; Eurotiales; Aspergillaceae. The record is from RefSeq and is a predicted model, not a curated record. Gene Ontology annotation, molecular function: aldehyde-lyase activity. The transcript has 3 exons. Bases 1 to 816 code for a protein of 271 amino acids. Gene Ontology annotation, cellular component: cytosol. Gene Ontology annotation, biological process: pentose catabolic process.
AUGUCUUCCGACGCAGCUAUACUCCAGGAGCACUACCGCAAAUUCAUUACGGGAUGCCACAUUCUGCACUACCAGGGUGUCUUGGACGCCUAUGGCCAUCUUUCCUUCCGGCAUCCGCAGAAACCUGAUGUGUUUAUCAUGUCCCAGUACAUUGCGCCUGCACUGGUGUCCUCGAAGGAUGAUAUGAUUGAGUACUGGGUCAAGGAUGCUGAGCCAGUGGAUCCGACCCAAGGCAAAGGCUACUCGGAGAGAUGCAUUCACAGUGAGCUUUACAAGAAAUAUCCAGAUGUGAAGAGUGUCAUCCAUAGCCAUUCGGAGGCUGUUGUUCCAUACACGAUUUCUGGUGUCCCAAUGCGUGCAUGUUGCCAUAUGGGAGGGUUUGUAGGAACCCAGACGCCUAACUUUGAUAUCGCCCACCAUCUCAAGCCGACAGACAAAAAAGAUCUGCUGGUCCGGAAUACUCAUCUUGGUAGUGCGCUGGCUUCACACUUUUCCACCGGUGACUCGUCAACCCCCGAACAUGCCGUAGUCCUCAUGCGCGGCCAUGGCUUUACUGUGCAGGGUGAAAGCAUCGAGGAGGCCGUUCUGCGGGCUGUCUAUACCCAGAAGAACGCCAGCAUCCAGACAACGGCACUCUUGACUCGCGCGGCUCAUGCGAACGGACAAUUCUCUUCUGUCCCUGAGAUCAAAUACCUUGAUGAGGGAGAGAUUCAGGGAACUACACUGAUGACCCAAGAGUCCGCAUAUAGACCCUGGGGCCUAUGGGUCAAGGAGGUAGAAUCUCAUUCAUUCUAUGUGAAUAAGGAGAUUCAGUGA